This is a messenger RNA of Anoplophora glabripennis (Asian longhorned beetle), 1727 nucleotides long. RefSeq names its product protein DEK (gene Dek). Gene Ontology annotation, biological process: regulation of double-strand break repair; chromatin organization. NCBI's taxonomy places the organism in Eukaryota, Metazoa, Arthropoda, Insecta, Coleoptera, Cerambycidae. The coding region runs from base 43 to 1566 and encodes 507 amino acids. The record is from RefSeq and is a predicted model, not a curated record. Gene Ontology annotation, cellular component: nucleus. Gene Ontology annotation, molecular function: histone binding; DNA binding. The transcript has 8 exons.
UGUGACUUCUUAUUGGAUAUUUCUAGACGCGGUACAUGGUAUAUGACAGUUGCCAUGUCUAGUGAAGGUGAUUCUUCAAAAAGUGUGUUGUCAGAGUCCAACGAAAAAAGUGGGACUGACAACAACACAGAUUCAUCCCAAGAUUCGCAUGAUGUUACUGAUGCCAAAACUGAGAAUGCUACUGUUGAAAACGAUGUAGAAAGUAAAACAGAGCCGGAAAAACCUAAAGAGGAGACAGACGGCGAUGAUAAAUCUGCAGAAAAAAAAGUAGAGGCGGAAGAGAAGAAUGAAGAUGACAAAAAGACUCAAAGCGAUACCGAGGAUAUAGAAAAUAAGGAUAAUAAGAAAGAUAAAAAGGAAAAGGAAGAGAAAGAUGAAGAAAAGAGCGAGAAUAGCGAGAAAGAUGAGGAGGACGAUGAAAAGGACAGUAAAAAGGAAGUGCCGUUGCUGGAUCAACCACUGGAAUUGUCUGGGAAGAGGGAACGGAAGAACGUCCAACGUUUGGAAAUUGCUUCGGAAGUGAAAGAGACAAAGGUAGAAUUUGUCAGUGGAUCAGGAUCGUCCCUUGGGGACAUACCCCGGGUAGAUGCCUCCAUAUCCCGUUUUAAGAACGACGACCUUAAAUUGCUCCACCGACUCUUAUACAAGGUGGUCGGAAAAAACACUUUAAUAAAAAAGAAUAUCAGGAAGUUCAACGGCUUCGAUUUCAGUAAGGAUUCCGAGGAGUACACUAAAAAGGUGUCAUUUGCUCACAAGUUCGAAAUCAAACAACUAAAAAGCAUAUGCGAAAUGUUAGAUCUGCCCAAGUCCGGAACUAAGGACGAUAUCGUUGAUAGGAUAAUAGAUUUCCUCUUAGAGCCCAAGGAUAGCGGUCGGGGCAGACCCAAGAGAACCGCUGCGGUCAAGGCCAAUAACAGAGGAUAUUCCUCGCACGACGACUAUUCUAGUGACGAAAAGCAAUCGUCCCGGGCAAGGCGGGAUAAAGGAAAAAGAACCAACUUGAAGGACGACAGUUCCAGUGACGAGGAAUUCCAGCCUAACCAGUCGGAUGGCAGCGAGGACCAGCCGAAAGUGAACAAGCGCAAGAGAAAGAGCCAGAAGAAAGAUUCCUCAGAAGAAGAGGCUAGCGAGGCCAGCGUCGCGACCAGCGACGAAUCAGAUGAUGAACCUAAGUCCAAGCGUAAAAAGAACCCGGUGAAGGCCAACAAUAAGACCAAGGCAAAGAGCACUCCCGGGAAAAGAGGCCGUCCGCCUGCAACCCCAAAAAAGACACCCGCCCGGGGGAAGAAAUCUAAGGAGAGCUCGGAAGAGGACGAAGAGAGCGACCACAAAGAAGACGGAAGCUCGUCGGAGGACGAGCCUUUGGCCAAAAAGGCCAAGAACACCCAACCGCCAACGGACGAUGAAAUCAAGACCUUUAUAAAAAGUAUACUAGAAGGCGCAAAUCUGGAGGAGAUCACAAUGAAGACUGUCUGUCAGCGAGUGUACGGCCAUUAUCCAGAUUUCGAUCUCACUCACAAGAAAGAUUUUAUUAAAUCAACCGUAAAAUCCCUAAUAUCAACGUGAACUAAUUUGAUCUAUAGAAUAUAAGAAAACUAUAUUGAACAAUCUACAAAAGUUUGUUCCAGUACAAAAUUCACAUUUUGUUUCUCAUAUUUUUUACUUAUUGCAUUUCAAACAUUAACUGUUGGAGAAAAAAAAUGUUUAUCAAGUAAGUUUAAUAUGAA